AUGGUGUCGCUAAGAUUAGAUAAUAACAGAUAUAUAGCGUUUAACCAGGACUAUGGUUGCCUGUGUAUGGCCAAUGAGAAGGGUUUUAAGAUUUACAACACGAAUCCGUUUACCCAGACGUAUAGUAGAGAUUUAACCGACCGGAAUAAGAAUGGACUGUACUUAGCGGAGAUGCUGUACCGAUGCAACAUCCUGGCCAUUACAGGGAACAAAAAUGACAAGAAAGGAAAGUGGGCCAAAAACGUUUUAAUAAUUUGGGAUGAUAGACAAAUGAGAGAAAUAGCCAAAUUGACAUUUUCUUCCAACAUCAUUGGAGUGAGGCUACUCAGAGAAAUCAUAGUAGUCAUUUUGGAAUAUAAAUUAUGCAUAUACAGACUCAAAGACAUUAUUUUAUUGGAAACAUUGAAUACGUCAAAAAAUGUGUCAGGUUUAUGUUGCUUGUCCAAUAUAGAUAAGAAUAUUAUUAUUGCUUAUUUGUCUCCCAUAAAGGGUCGAGUUAAUAUACACAUUUUCGAAAUAAAUUCCAGCGAAAAUAUUCACGAAGAAUUACCUUAUAUAAAUUUUAAGACAAAUUUAAGUAUAUAUGCCCAUGACAGUUCAGUAGCAUGUAUUAACUUAAGUAAUGACGGCAAAUUACUAGUUACGGCAUCCUCCAAGGGGACCAUUAUAAGACUGUUUAAUACAUUUGAUGGAACCCUACUAAAUGAAUUCAGAAGGGGUACAAAAAAUGCGAAAAUUUUAUCGCUAAAUAUUAGUGAAGAUAACAACUGGCUAUGCUUAACGUCCAGUACAAAUACAGUACAUGUAUUUUCUGUAUACAAAAAAAAAAGACCUUUACGAAAAGUGGAUAUUAUAUGUAAGGGCAAGAAUUUAUCCCCGCCAGCGUUACUCAAUUAUGAAAAGGAAUCCAAAAAUAAAAAAUCCAGUUUGAAAUGUUUGUUACCAUGUCAUCCCUACUUAAAUAGCGAAUGGAGUUUUGCAACAUACAAAAUCCCAGGGAAGAAAAUUUCCUCUAUCUGUGCUUUUGUAAAUGACCAAAACUGUAUUAUCGUUAUUUGCUCCAAUGGGAUAAUUUACAAGUUGCGCUUUAACGAGCAUAUUGGGGGAGACAUGUUUAAAAUUUCCUCUCACAGUUUUGACUAA
Molecule: messenger RNA, 1143 nt
Organism: Plasmodium coatneyi
Lineage: Eukaryota; Apicomplexa; Aconoidasida; Haemosporida; Plasmodiidae
Exons: 2
Coding region: 1-1143 (380 amino acids)
Biological process (GO): nucleophagy; protein localization to phagophore assembly site; autophagy of mitochondrion
Cellular component (GO): extrinsic component of membrane; cytosol; phagophore assembly site membrane
Molecular function (GO): phosphatidylinositol-3-phosphate binding; protein binding; phosphatidylinositol-3,5-bisphosphate binding
Source: RefSeq, a predicted model, not a curated record